Messenger RNA from Jaculus jaculus (lesser Egyptian jerboa), 1503 nucleotides. It is a transcript of the gene Mrpl49, whose product is annotated as mitochondrial ribosomal protein L49. Gene Ontology annotation, molecular function: structural constituent of ribosome. Gene Ontology annotation, cellular component: ribosome; mitochondrial large ribosomal subunit. Gene Ontology annotation, biological process: translation. The record is from RefSeq and is a predicted model, not a curated record. Lineage: Eukaryota; Metazoa; Chordata; Mammalia; Rodentia; Dipodidae. The transcript is spliced from 4 exons. The coding region runs from base 36 to 536 and encodes 166 amino acids.
UCGGAGCUGGUUGCGCGCGCAGACGGCAGUCCAAGAUGGCAGCUGCUCUGUUGCGGGCUGCCCUGCGAGACGGGGCAGUCGGCCUCCGGAGGAGCUGCGGCGUUCGGUGGCUGAGUCAGACCCAGGGGCCUCCUGAUUAUCCCAGCUUUGUGGAGUCUGUAGAUGAGUACCAGUUUGUGGAACGACUGUUACCUCCCACCAAAAUCCCAUCGCCCCCGAAGCAUGAACAUUACCCCACUCCUAGUGGCUGGCAGCCUCCCAGAGAUCCUCCACCCAACCUGCCCUACUCUGUUCGGCGCUCUCGAAUGCACAAUAUCCCGGUGUACAAGGACAUCACACAUGGCAACCGCCACAUGACUGUGAUCCGGAAGGUGGAAGGGGACAUCUGGGCCCUGCAAAAGGAUGUGGAAGAUUUUCUGAGACCACUGCUAGGGAAGACACCUGUCACCCAGGUUAAUGAGGUGACGGGUACUCUGCGCAUCAAGGGCUACUUUGAUGAACAGCUUAAAGCCUGGCUUCUUGAGAAGGGCUUCUGAGACCUGCUGAUAGGCCUGUGGGGCAGUGUCCACCACAUAUGGGUGCCCAGGAGACCUCAAGAAGAAGUGGACAUUGGAAUUUCUGGGACAGGAACAAAGAGUUGGGCUCAGCCAGGGCUACAGGAAUUUGAUACCAGGCUUUGCUUACAUAAAGAGAAAACCCUCCUACAUACAGGGAUCCACUGGGAGAAGGCUUUCCAGCAUGAGACCUACCAGGAAGAACCAAGCUAAUGGGGGUGGGCAUUAGCUGUUGUCCCUCUCCUUGUUGUGCCCAUUUCUUGUUGCUCCUUUGGGUCAUAUUCAAAUUCUAGCAUUUAUCUGGUAGAAGCAAUAGCCUAACUCUGUUAAGUAAGGUUCACGGAGAAGACCCAUUUGACACAUCCUUGGCUCUAUGAACGUUGUGGAGAAAUAAACUUGUAGAUACAAGUUAGGGGUGGGGGCAGAAUGCCCUAUCAGCCAAGUAGGAAAGCAGGAGAACCCAGUCUUGGUCCCUUUUCCAUUCCAAACCAGACUUAGGCCUGACUGGGUUCCCACCUCCAGGAAGUGCUAGCUGUGGGUGGCCUGGCCACAAGUGGGUACUUGAACACUCCUUGUAGCCCAGCCCAAGGCUGGGCAAGGGUUAGUAGGCAGGAAAAUUCAGGCUUUUCAUCCCUGUUAGCCCAUUCCCAAUUUAUAUCACACUGGUUAGUCCAGAUCCUGGCUGCCUUGCUGGAUCCCUAACCUAGGUAUUGAACCCAAGGCUGUUUCUCCAUAUGUAAAGUGGACAUAUCUUCCUACUUGUUUAAUCUUGGCAUCUUUCCUCUUGGUGACCCCACAGCAUUCUCAUCUACAGCCUGGGCAAGGAAAGGAAAUUAGCCUUGAUCCUAGGCCACAAGCCAGUUGUUAAUGCAAGUUUUUAUUUGGCCGUAUAUACAAUUUAAGCUAUUAAAAUUUUUACAAUAUUUACAAGUUAAAUAAUCAUCUGAAA